Molecule: messenger RNA, 786 nt
Organism: Rodentolepis nana
Lineage: Eukaryota; Metazoa; Platyhelminthes; Cestoda; Cyclophyllidea; Hymenolepididae
Source: the annotation of a GenBank genome assembly
AUGAAAAGUGGAGUAGAAUUUGGAAUUCUUCGAAAAGAUUUGACCUCAUCCACCCCCCAGCAGAACCUCCGGCCCAAAGUACCCACCCACGACCUUAUAUUCAAUAACGAAGAAUGUAUUUCCACAAAUGCUUACCACGGUCAGUAUUGCUUCACUGAAGUAACGGAACAUGCCUCGCGAAAACCCUUUGUCGGAAUGGCCAAAGUAGCAGAGCUUGAAUUGAGGGAGGCCCCAAGAAAAAUUUCCUCAACUUUUACCAAUCAACCUCCAGAGAUGAUGACUAUUGCGAAAUCUCAACCACCAACUCACGUCAUUGCUCUUCCUACACAUAUUAAUCAGUUCAGAGUGGAUCCAAUAAAGUCUAAUCCUGAACAAAGCCGAAACAGGAAAACGGCGUUUCGUAGGAGGAAGUGGUUAUUAAGAAUUGGAAUUCUACUGGCAGUCAUUUUGAUUCUAAUCUCCUGCGUCUACCAGAUCUGCGCAUGGACGAAUCGAUGGCAGAAACGUCGUUCUCUCCUUCUAGUCCAACGAACUCCAGUCCCAACUAUUCUAGACCACCAGGGAAAUACAACCAUCCCUUCAAUUGUCAACAUCACCAUCUGCAAUGCGAAUCCAUUCAGAGGCUCGGCAAUAUUUGAUUUACCCAGUGGAAGUUACCUCUACGAUACCCUUACUGGAACUCGAACCGGAUCAAUGAAAGUUCCUGACUUCGCAAAGGAGCUUAGAAAUGCUCAAAAGGUACUCAAAUUGAUGCUUUUAAAGGCAAUUGGUUACAAAGAGCAUUAG